This is a messenger RNA of Fopius arisanus, 1366 nucleotides long. RefSeq lists its product as uncharacterized. The record is from RefSeq and is a predicted model, not a curated record. The transcript has 6 exons. Lineage: Eukaryota; Metazoa; Arthropoda; Insecta; Hymenoptera; Braconidae. The coding region runs from base 134 to 1069 and encodes 311 amino acids.
CUCCACUUCAGUCAAUCCUCUUUUAUACGCCUUUUUGCCAUCGAGGACUCAUUGUUGAUGAAAAAAAUGAGUAAAAUCCGUCAGAUAAUUUCGAUUCCUUUGGAAAUGCUGUGAUGGAUGGAAUCGAGGUAAAAUGCAGGUGUCCCAGGACAUUCAGGAGCUCAGGAAGAUCAGGAAUAAUUCUGACAAUUGUUUGUUUAUGUUAAUUGGCUGGUGGAUUUUAUUUGUCAUUUAUGACAAGUGCCUUCAUCUGCUACUUCGACGUAUGCAUUAUGGAUUGAUAAAACGUCGGAGAAUAAUAGACGCCCUGUGGUGCACUGGCUUCACAUUCCUCAGUGCACUUUAUGUAAAAUUCUUGGUGCCUAAAUCCGUGGAUAAUGCCUGUAUUUUUGAUAAACCUCGGUACCUGGAGCUGGGUAUUGUCUUUCACAAGAGUUUUUAUCUGCACAGGACUGGAGUUGAAAUUGUUUAUCAUGGGGACUGGCUGAGUGGAUGGACGAGUCUCAUGUUCUGCCUGAUAAUUCACAGCUCGUCACAACUAAAGUGGUUUGAUAUUAUUAUGAAUUUAUUAUUCUUCAAAGCCACCUCCAUGUCUCUCAUGAACACCUGCAGAAUUCUCUCAAUUAUUUUAACGAGGGAAAGAUUAAUUGCUGUCAAGGCAUUGCUGGGGAUUUAUUUUACGAAUAUGAUAUACGUCCACACUCUAGUCGUACCUGAUUUUACCCUGUGGAACGCUCGAGGCCUUAAAAAUGAUGUCUUGACACUCGUCUGCAUGUGGCUGUGGCUCCUCAUGGAGUUUCUCCACGAGGUAAAGAGCAUCAGGCGGGGAUACGUACACCCUGAACAAUUUCUUAAUUCAUAUUUAUUCGUACCGUCGUCUCGGGGUUCCAUCGAAUUGCGUGAGACAUGCAUGAAAUUGAGGGAAUUAUCGAGUGAUAAAAUGUCUGAUAAUUUUGAGACCAAAAAGAGCGCACAACUCUGGCAAACACUAUCUUGCGCGAUGAUGCUGAAGAGAAAAGUGAGAAAACGCCGAGAGAUCAAGGAAAAUCGUCUCUUAUCGUCACAAUAACAAUUUUUUUAAAUCAUCAAUUAUUUUUUAAUGAAAACCCCGAAAAAAUCCGGAAUAAAUACAUUCUCAUUUAAUUUCUAUUUUUCCUCGGAUUUUAAUAUCAAAUAAAAAUAAUUAUUACAGGUAUUCGAAUUUCUCAUUCACCCAAAAUACCAAAAUAUUUCGUGUCCGCGACAAUUGACCAAAAUAAAUUAAUCAGUAAAAUUAAUUAAUAAACUUCAUUCGCGGGAUCCCCACCAGUGGCAAAUGAAUAAGUAAAUCGUGUAAUUAGCUGUUACGUCAGAAUAAUUAAUGAAA